Arabidopsis lyrata subsp. lyrata is the source of this 525-nucleotide messenger RNA. RefSeq lists its product as uncharacterized. The record is from RefSeq and is a predicted model, not a curated record. The transcript has 2 exons. NCBI's taxonomy places the organism in Eukaryota, Viridiplantae, Streptophyta, Magnoliopsida, Brassicales, Brassicaceae. Bases 84 to 293 code for a protein of 69 amino acids.
UUGAGACAACUCUUUAGAGAAGAGAAGAGAAGAGAAGAGCAGAGCAGAGCAGAGAAGAAAGAAGAAGAUAGCGAUUAGAAGAAAUGAUGGAAGAAGGUCCACCAGCUCCGAAGAUGCUUCGGAUGGUCUACUUCGUCGGCGCCGGAUUUCUAUGUACUUUCGCGAUCAAUAAAUGGCGUGAGAUGGAGAGAAACUCGCUUCUGAAACAAGAGCAGGAGAAGAAUCAACAACAUGGAGAUGCAGCUUUAUUGCAUCAAACGCCUCCAAAUUCGAUUCACAAAGCUAUGAAAUGAUGAUGAUCACACACACUCUCUUUCUCUCUCGUCUUCAUUUCUUGUAAUUUUGUUUUGAUCUAGAUGAUGCAAAAGAUCUUGAGAUUCUAGUAUCGUUGACCUAAAGUUUGGAUCUUUUUUAUCAAACCCAGUGGAAGAAAUUGGCUCUGUGUAUCUCUUUUUCUAUGAACCCUAGAAUCUGAUACUCAUACUCAUUUGGUUUCUGCUUUGUGCGAAGAUUAUUGUUUCUAUC